UUUGGCAUAGAAAGCGGAAACAUAAAAAUGAGUCUUCCCGACUACAAAUCGCCUGGGAAGCAGUCCACCUCUCCCUUUCAACUGCAUUCUCCUAUCGUGCAGCUGAACAUCGGUGGUCUGGUGUACAGCACCACACUGACCACUCUCAGGAAGUGCCCCAACUCCAAGCUGGCGGACAUGUUCAAUGGGCCACCGAAGCUGCGGACGGAUGCUGAGGGGCGGUUCUUCAUUGACAGAGAUGGGACACAUUUCAAAGACAUCCUUGAGUACCUGCGCAGCCAGCGGCUGCCUACUGAGCAUGUGCAGGAGGUGUAUCAGGAAGCCGUGUUCUACGACAUUAAGCCAUUGAUGAAGCAACUGGAGGACAUGCCUCAGCUCUUUGGAGAGAUGGUGGCCAGGCAGCAGUUCUUGGCAAGGGUGCCCAAUUACCGUGAGAAUCUGGAGGUGAUCAUCAGGAUAGCCCGUGCGGAGGCUAUCGCCACUCGCCACUCCAGCAUCAUUGUUUGCAUUCUGAAGACGGAGGAGGAUGUCGGCCGUUACAAUGAUGCAGUCAAUAGCCUGGACACCGACAAAGAGUCAGUGGUGAGUUUUGGUCCUUGGAAAGCCCCGCCUAGUGUUGGAGACCUGCUUGACUGUAUCAAAAUGGACAUCGAAGCUAAAGGAUACAAGAUUGCUCUACAGCCACACAGUGUAGAGAAGGGGUUCCGUUUCAAGAGCUAUGACUUCUUUUACAGGUUGACUUUCACUUGGUGGUAA
This is a messenger RNA of Megalops cyprinoides (Indo-Pacific tarpon), 756 nucleotides long. RefSeq names its product potassium channel tetramerization domain containing 14 (gene kctd14). Lineage: Eukaryota; Metazoa; Chordata; Actinopteri; Elopiformes; Megalopidae. The record is from RefSeq and is a predicted model, not a curated record. Bases 28 to 756 code for a protein of 242 amino acids. Gene Ontology annotation, biological process: protein homooligomerization. Gene Ontology annotation, molecular function: protein binding. The transcript is spliced from 2 exons.